Molecule: messenger RNA, 525 nt
Organism: Papaver somniferum (opium poppy)
Lineage: Eukaryota; Viridiplantae; Streptophyta; Magnoliopsida; Ranunculales; Papaveraceae
Product: glutamic acid-rich protein-like
Exons: 2
Coding region: 1-525 (174 amino acids)
Source: RefSeq, a predicted model, not a curated record
AUGCGUACCAAGCAAACUCCAAGACUUCCAGGAUCGAGUCCGGGACUCGCACAUAUAGCGAAUAUCCCAAAUCAAUUUCAAAUUGAUAAACAACUUGAAGCAAAGUUGAGAGACCAAAUCAAGCAUCCAACAGGAAAAAAGAAGUCUGAUUCGAGUCAAAUGCAAAUCCGCGGGAACAAAGGAAAAAGAUCUAACCCACACCUAUAUGAGGAUUUGAAAACUCCCACCCCUGGUAGAAUACAUUUAGAUUUCCGAAACCGUGGUGACAAAAAUGUUAAACAUGGAGGGGGCUCGUUACCGGAAGUCAACCAAGAGAAUGCUCGUAAUGUAAUCCAAGAUGUCAAUAAAGAAGUGAUGGAUACAAUUGAUCGUGUUGUUGAAGAAGAAAAAGAUGAUGAAGAAGAGCAAGUAGAUGAAGAUCAAGGCAAUCAAGAGGAUGAAGAUGUAGAGGGUGAAGAGGAAGAAGAAGAGGAUGAAGAGGAAAAACAAGAGGAUGAAGAGGAAGAUGCAUUCUUAAUCACCUAG